GCAAAGUUUGUCUUUGACAAAUAAAAAAACAUGUGAAGGAUGUCAACGUUAUUCAGACAAUACUCCGUACUAAAAUGGAUUUUGACAGUACUAGCUGUCCUCAUCUUUUUACUCAUGCUGUCAUCGCCUUCAAGUAUUGUGUUCAUCAAACGAUUUACUGAGUCUGAAAUGUUUGUUGAAGGAGAUUUAUUAACCCAGGGCAAGCCAGCAUUGCAAGUACGAAAUGUACAACCCCCAAAACAACACAUUUACUAUCUAAAAACCCACAAAACAGCCAGCACGACGAUAUAUUCCAUCUUAGCGGAAUACUGCCGGGCACAUGAACUAGUACCGUUACUACCCGUUGGCGUCCAUAUCAACCAACGACCGCCUUUUCAUCCAUCUCAGUUGAUGCUGCACCACAAGGUAUCCAAAUACGACAUGGUGUUCAACCACCACAUCUACACGGAGGAGAUUCUCAGGUACCUCCACAACGACACGUUCACUUUCACAACCAUCAGAGACCCAUUCAAGCAUUUCAUCUCGUCCUUCAGUUAUUUUUCUAAAUUUAACUUGACCUAUCUGACGGAGAUCAAAUCCAAGAAUAAACUUGACGCCCUCUUGGAAAACCCUGAACAAUACGAGACGAAAGGAUACUCAUCUUACACGAACAACAGACAAUCUCUUGACCUCGGCUUUGACAUCAAACACAAAUUUAACGACUCGACAUACAUCAAAGAGUUCAUCUCUCUCACAGAGAAACGCUUCCAAUUAGUGCUAAUAACGGAUUACUUCUACGAAUCAUUAAUCCUGCUAAAACGCGCUCUAAACUGGCAGACGGGGGAUAUUUUGUUUUAUAAGAAACAAGAAAACAAAGACAGUUCUCUGCUCUUAAAUUCAGCGACAGAUAAACAAAGGAAACAACACGAACUCUUUUCUACCGCGGAUAUCCAAGUUUACAAAUAUUUUUUACAAAUUUUUAAAUUUAAGAUUUCCAAAGAGCGAGAUAUUGAAGGCGAGGUUGCAGAAUUUCAAACUGUUUUAUCGCGAGUGCAUACGUUUUGUGAUAGAGAUUUGCCGUCUAACUCUCAGUUCAUGUUAGAAACCGGUAGGUGGUCUGACCGAAUAGAUUUACAACAUUCCAAGUGUAAAUGGCUUAAGUUAGACGAAGUACAAUUUACAAAAUAUUUGCAAAAUGUGCAGAGAAGUCUGUUUGAAUCUUGACUAACAAUUAACAGAAUGAAUUAAUGUAUU
This is a messenger RNA of Physella acuta, 1233 nucleotides long. RefSeq names its product galactose-3-O-sulfotransferase 2-like. Gene Ontology annotation, cellular component: membrane. NCBI's taxonomy places the organism in Eukaryota, Metazoa, Mollusca, Gastropoda, Physidae. Gene Ontology annotation, molecular function: galactosylceramide sulfotransferase activity. The record is from RefSeq and is a predicted model, not a curated record. Gene Ontology annotation, biological process: glycolipid biosynthetic process.